This is a messenger RNA of Saccostrea echinata, 537 nucleotides long. RefSeq lists its product as uncharacterized. The record is from RefSeq and is a predicted model, not a curated record. NCBI's taxonomy places the organism in Eukaryota, Metazoa, Mollusca, Bivalvia, Ostreida, Ostreidae. The transcript is spliced from 3 exons. The coding region runs from base 1 to 537 and encodes 178 amino acids.
AUGAGGAGGGCCUACGGGGCUAAGCUUGAUAUCUACGUACUUCAUUUUAAGACAGAUGCCUUCAUUUGGUGCUGUUCUCAAGACUUAGUGGAGUCGCUGGUGGAAAAUGCACACGUUUCCUGUCCGUCCAAUGAUUCUUGUACAGCAGAAUGCUACAGGGGAUAUAUUUUAUCUAAUGGAGAAAAAAGGAAAAUAUUCAAUUGUCAAAAUAACACCUGGUCUACAACAACUUUGGUCUGUAAACUAUGUCUUUUUUUGCACGACUCUCUUACAGGUAUUCCUGUAGUAUCUAUUAAGUACUAUACCAUCUGGGAUCUAGACGGUCUACCAAAAUAUUGCAACAAUGAAACAAUGCACAACAAUAUUUCACAGCGUUUAGAAGACUCAAAACAAAGCCUUGAAAAACAGUUCAUCAAUAUAUGCAAAUUCUUAAAUAUCGAAGUGAAUGUUAACUUCACAUUUUCUUUUAGGUCAUUUGAGGUAGGAACAAGAAUUACUUGCAUAAUAAUAACAUGCAAUCUCUUCAAGUCAAUUUGA